Messenger RNA from Phragmites australis (common reed), 819 nucleotides. Its product is annotated as MICOS complex subunit MIC10-like. Gene Ontology annotation, cellular component: MICOS complex; mitochondrion; mitochondrial inner membrane. NCBI's taxonomy places the organism in Eukaryota, Viridiplantae, Streptophyta, Magnoliopsida, Poales, Poaceae. The coding region runs from base 69 to 428 and encodes 119 amino acids. The record is from RefSeq and is a predicted model, not a curated record. The transcript has 3 exons.
CUCUCUCUCUCUCUCUCUCUCUUCCGUUCGCGUCGGCCUCUCUCCUCCUCUGUAGCGAAACCCUCGCCAUGGCGGAGUCGCCCGAGAACGCCGCCCCCGCCUCUGCUCCCGCUCCCACCCCGCCGGCGCCUUUGUCUUCGCUGCCCAAGUCGGGGGUCCCGCCGCGGUACGACCUGGACGCCAAGUGGGACGCGUGCCUUGACCUCUCCAUCCGCCGCGUUGCCUACUCCUCCCUCGCCGGCGCCUUCGCAGGCCUCCUCCUCUUCCGUAGCCCUACAACUCGCUGGGCGUCGGUUGCCCUUGGAGCUGGUGUGGGGAUAGGGGCUGCAUACACUGAAUGCUCAUACUUAUUCAACGGUGCUCCUCCAAAGUUGUCACCCAAAGUCUCAACUGUUCCUUCUGCUCACUCUGAAGGAGAGGACAAGUGAACGCAGUGCGUUGGAUGGGUCCAUCUCGGUGGAGUUUUGGAGUGUGUUCUUGAAGUGGUUGUUUCAUGUUGGGUAUCGCGCUACGUCAGGCCAUUGUAUUUCAUUAAGUUAGAUGUGCCUCACUUAUGAGUUUUGUGUAGUCUCCAUGCAAACUUAUUCCAAUUGUGGUCUGAUGACCCCCGGCUGCAAAGAGCUUUGUAAGCUGUCUUCUAUUGACGGCUUGGUGACCGGGAAUAAUUUUUUCAUCAUGUAGGCUUGUUUGCAGCAUGCAUGAGCGUUACAUUAGUAUACUUUACACAUUACACAAUCCGUUUCUGGGCUGCACCUUAUCUCUAUGCCAGCAUUUUUAAUGUAAAAACUCUCGAGUGUUCACUACUUCACUUUGGUCUUC